This is a messenger RNA of Hydra vulgaris (swiftwater hydra), 1284 nucleotides long. Lineage: Eukaryota; Metazoa; Cnidaria; Hydrozoa; Anthoathecata; Hydridae. The record is from RefSeq and is a predicted model, not a curated record.
ACGGAGAUACGAUAUUAAAUGUAUUCUUCUUGCAGAUAUUAACACUUUGUAACUAUCUUUCCAUAAAUCUAAUAAUAUUCUUGUGAUGGCAGUUGAAGGCUUAAAUUUAUAUCGUUGUUUUGUAAAAGUGUUUGGUUCAUCCUCUAACUCUCAGACAUUCUUGUUAAAAUCAUCUGCAUUUGCUUGGGGUAUUCCUCUCAUAUUAACAGUCGCAACAGCUGCAAGUAAAUCUAAUUACCUCGGACCAGAGUUUAAAGAUGAGUCUCAGAUUCUUGGAUGGACAUGUCACACAUGUUACCUUUAUGUUGCACGUAUUUGCAUUGACAAUAACAUUAGAUUGAAAUGUUUUUGGCUUCAUCCUCACACAUGGUACAACCGUUGGACGUAGGUGUCACGUUAAAAAAGUUUGGCUCAAAGUACUUACAAAAUUUUUUGCAGCUACGAAUAUCAACAGUUUAACAAAAGAAAGUUUCAUUUUUCUACAAGGAAGGCUUUUAGCUCCGAUUUUAUACAAAUAAAAGCAAUUGCUGAAUUUGAAAAUACUGGUUUGUUUCCCUGAAUAUUAGCAAAGUUGAUCAAUCAAUACUAAAAGUUGCUCAAAUAUUUCAAUUACAAUCUCGGCCUGUUUCAUCUUUUAUAUUCCAGCCUGCUUCAUCACCUUCAACCGAGCCUGCUUUAUUCUUCUCAUCCCAGCCUACAUCAUCAUUAAAAUCCAACAAUUUCCCAACUUCAAAAUUUAACAACAUCACCAGUGACUUCUGCUCAAUGUUACAACUCCUCACAGUAAGUCUCGAAGAUAAUAUCAAAAAUGUUUUACAGUGCCACCAUACUGACACACAAAAAUAUACUCAAAAGUCUUAACUUUCAGAGAAUUGAAGGCUUGUGGUGCUUGAGAAACUAAAGCAAGACAAUGUGGUCAAAAAGUCAAAGAAAUUAAAGAAACGCAAGUUGGAGUUCAGUCAAGUGUAGUUUCAAGUGAAUCUUUAGAUGAAACUUAACAAAAGCAACGUUCAAAAAAACCGAGACAAGACAAAGACAUCAAGAAGUUCAAAAAGUGUUGCAGAGUUGUGGGAAAAGCAUUGCCAAAUCAAUAAAACAUUUGGUAUCAGUGUGAAGUUUUUUGUUGCAAGUAUUGGGUUUGUGGAUCGUGCUUAAUUAAAAAAUACAAAAUUGGUGAAGAAUUUUUUGCAUGCAACAUCCCGCGGAUCUGCUUCUGACCAUGAAACAACUCAAAUUUACUUUGUUUGUAAAUAGUUUUAUUUGUGUAUUUGAUUAGUUUUUUUC